GAGGCUGGCCUGACUGUCGCUCUCUCUAUAGGGCCCAAGCAGAGAUGAGGGAGAGCAGCCUGCUGAUUCCCAGAGACACCACAUCCCUGUGACUAUAGCAGCACUGCCAGGGCCAGGCCACCUGAAUCAUCUUCAGUAUCAUGGAGCCUUCUGGAGAGAAGCCAGGAGAAGCUGAGGGGCUGAGCAUCACACCCCAGCUGCUGAAGUCCCGCUCUGGAGAGUUUGCCCUUGAUUCCAUCCUGUUGCUGAAACUCCGGGGUUUAGGGUUGGUGGACUUGGGCUGUUUGGGGGAGUGCCUGAGCCUUGAGUGGCUUGACCUGUCGGGUAAUGCACUUACCCACCUGGGUCCACUAGCACCCCUGAACCAGCUGGCCGUGCUCAACGUCUCCAAUAAUCGGCUGACUGGGCUGGAGCCAUUGGCUGCCUGUGAAAACCUGCAGAGCCUCAAUGUUGCUGGUAACCUGCUGGCCACUCCUGGCCAGCUGCAGUGUCUGGCUGGGCUACAGGGCCUGGAGUACCUGAGGCUCCGGGACCCUUUGGCCCGGCUCAGCAACCCACUGUGUGCCACUCCCUCCUACUGGGCUGUGGUUCGAGAGCUGCUGCCUGGUCUCAAAGUCAUAGAUGGAGAACGUGUGAGUGGGCGGGGCAGUGAUCUGUACCAGUUGUGCCGAGACCUGGACAGUUCCUUGCGCCGCAGCUCCAGCCCAGGCCCCAUAGCCAUAGAGGCCCAGCUAUGGGUGGAUCCUGACUACUGGGAAUCCUGCCCUAUGCAGAGCAGCUCCAUUCUGGAAGAGGCCUGCCGGCAGUUCCAGGACACACUGCAGGAAUGCCUUGACCUGGACCGCCAGGCCGGUGAUAGCUUGGCCCAGGCCCAGCAGGCUCUGAGCGCUGCAGAAGCCACCUCCUCUGUUGUCUUCUGAAGGUGCCUCAUAGCCCAGGUUUUCUCAUCGUAGGGCGGUUGCCUACAUCCCUUUCCUGCCCCAUGCCCCUGCCUCUCUGGUUUUCUCUGGUCUCUUUGAUGAGAGCAUCCUAACUCCUACCCCACUCCUCCCCAAGGACAUGUCGUGCCUUCCUUCCACACAAGCAGGGACAUGCUUUCCGAGUGGCCUCUCGCAGGCAUAGGAGGGUCUCUCACUAUCUGGCAAAUACUGCAGCCAGGCCCAGGGCAUCCUGAGGCUGGGCUCUCCCAAGUGCCAAGCCUGAGGCUUUGUAGGUAAAGCUACUUGCCCCUGCUAACUCUGAUUAAAUGGUUCUCUGCUCAUUUGCAGCAUUUCUUGUCUCUUGUUCAGCAAAAAUGCGGACUUCCAUACCUCUGCUUUGGUCCUGUAGGAGACUCCUGCACUCACCUUCCCUGCUCCUUGCUGGUACGAGGCAGGAAGUGUGUGUGGGGGAGGGGGGCGGGUGACACACACACCAUCCAGUCUUUGAGCUUUUCUUCUGUGUACAGUUGAGGGAAGAACAACACGAGGUUGGAAAGGAACAGACUCAGCAAUUUUAUUAGUGUGGAGUAUGAAGUCUUUGGGAGUCAGUCAGUCCCGGUGCGUCCACUGGGCACUGCCACAGCUGCACAGGGAGAUGGAGGUCUGGAGAAGAAGGGAGACCCAGACUGGGUAUAAGGAGGAUGUUUGGGUCUACUCUUAGCUUUCUUCAAGUUUCACAUACCCCUCCUCUGCCUCCCUCAGCCCAAUUUUCAUGCCAAGGGCUCUGUCUCCGCUAAUAACCUACCAACCUACCUGUCCAGGGCUUAUUUGUGUUUCAGGGCCCUGGAGAAGGCAAACUGUCCAGGGAAGAAGUGGCUGCGGGGGUCCUCGCCAGCCUGUGUUAUCCUAUUGCACUGGGACUCCUGAGGCUCCUCCUGUUGGAACCGGUAUCUGUUCCAGGAAUGCCUGGGAGGAGAGGCGCGACCACAACCCCCAGGGGAAUGUCUCAGCCACCCCUGCCUGCACCACUCUCCUUUCCAGAAUCCCUUCUUACCUGAAGUCCUUGCUUCAGUAUUGGGCAGUGGACCAUCCGGCCCAGAACUUUACCCCUGGGGUCCAAUUUGAUGCACGCCAGGCAUUUCCGCUUUCUCUGGGAGGAGAGUAUGAGAGGAGGAAAGAGGAGUGAAGGGAUCAUGAGGGUCAGGGCGGGGACUGGCCUACUUGGCAUUCUCUAGAGUGAAGAGAUACAGUGGUUUGAAUAAGAAUAUCCCCAUAGGUUCAGAUAUUGAAUACUCAGUCUUCAGUUGGUGGCUGCUUCAGGGGCUCUGGGGUUGGCUUGAUGGAGGAAGUGCAUCACUAGGGCAGGCUUUGAGAGUUUAAAGCCUUAUACCACUCCCAGUUCACUCUUUCUGCGUCCUGCUUGCUUUUGAACACGUGAGCUCUCAGCUUCUUUCUCUGACUGCCAUGCUUGCUGGUAGCCACGUCUCCCUGCCUCUCUGACAUGAUGGACUUUUAGCCCUUUGGAACCAUAAAACAAAAUAAACCUUCCUACUAUUA
This is a messenger RNA of Cricetulus griseus (Chinese hamster), 2477 nucleotides long. The record is from RefSeq and is a predicted model, not a curated record. NCBI's taxonomy places the organism in Eukaryota, Metazoa, Chordata, Mammalia, Rodentia, Cricetidae.